Messenger RNA from Cooperia oncophora, 351 nucleotides. Lineage: Eukaryota; Metazoa; Nematoda; Chromadorea; Rhabditida; Trichostrongylidae. The record is from the annotation of a GenBank genome assembly.
AUGCGAGGAACGGGUGAAGCUCUUUUCGAUCACAUCGCCGACUGUAUGGCGAAGUUCAUGGUCGAACAGGGUGUGAACACUUCGGAAAAGCUUCCACUUGGAUUUACAUUCUCAUUUCCUUGCAAGCAAAGAGGACUGACGUGUGCGAAGCUGAUAAACUGGACGAAGGGGUUCAAUGCGAGCGAUGUGGAAGGCGCUGACGUCGUAACGCUGUUACGAGAAGCUUGCAGAAGAAGAGAUGAUAUCGAUAUUGAUGUGGUAGCAGUACUAAAUGACACCGUUGGCACCCUCAUGGCGUGUGCUUUCAAGGAAAACAGCUGUCAGGUCCGUUUAUGGCUCCUUUCAUUGUGA